AUGCCUGAGCCGGCUAAAUCUGCUCCUGCUCCUAAGAAGGGCUCCAAAAAAGCUGUAACCAAGACCCAGAAGAAGGGGGACAAGAAGCGCAAGAAGAGCAGGAAGGAGAGCUACUCCAUCUACGUCUACAAGGUGCUCAAGCAGGUCCACCCGGACACCGGCAUCUCCUCCAAGGCCAUGAGCAUCAUGAACUCGUUCGUCAACGACAUCUUCGAGCGCAUCGCCGCCGAGGCUUCCCGCCUGGCCCACUACAACAAGCGCUCCACCAUCACCUCCCGGGAGAUCCAGACCGCUGUGCGCCUUCUCUUGCCCGGGGAGCUGGCCAAGCACGCCGUGUCCGAAGGCACCAAGGCCGUCACCAAGUACACCAGCUCCAAGUAAUUCAGUGUUACUCUAAACGAACCCAAAGGCUCUUUUCAGAGCCAUUCAAAUUCUCAGCAAAAGAGCUGUAUC
Elgaria multicarinata webbii is the source of this 453-nucleotide messenger RNA. RefSeq names its product histone H2B 1/2/3/4/6-like. Lineage: Eukaryota; Metazoa; Chordata; Lepidosauria; Squamata; Anguidae. The transcript has a single exon. Gene Ontology annotation, molecular function: DNA binding; structural constituent of chromatin; protein heterodimerization activity. Gene Ontology annotation, cellular component: nucleosome. Bases 1 to 381 code for a protein of 126 amino acids. The record is from RefSeq and is a predicted model, not a curated record.